This is a messenger RNA of Plutella xylostella (diamondback moth), 1893 nucleotides long. The record is from RefSeq and is a predicted model, not a curated record. Lineage: Eukaryota; Metazoa; Arthropoda; Insecta; Lepidoptera; Plutellidae.
UUUUUCUGGUGAGACACGCCCUCGUGGUCGACCACAAAUGCGAUGGACCGACGAUAUAAGGAAAACAUCCGGUAGCAAAUGGAUAGAGAUAGCCCAAGAUCGAGAUGAGUGGCAUAGACUGAAGGAGGCCUACACCUUUGAGGUUGAAAACGGCUAAGAAGUUUUUCUGAAAUACACUGAAACAUAAAUAGGUCACCAAUGCCGGCUGCCGAGCUGGUGGGGUCGCGGCGCGCGCUGCUGGCGGGGCUGGCCCUGUGCGCCGGCGCCGCGCUGCUGCUGCUCUACGCACCCCGCGCCCUGCGCCCCGCGCCCGCCCCCGCGGCGCCCAUCAACCUCACUGCCACCAGCCCCGCGCCCCCCGCGGCAGGCAACCACACCUCCCCCGCUCCAGCCAGCAGAGACUCACGCGUCAUCUUCACGCGGGACGUGUACGAGGCGGGCCACUCGCAGCCGCACGCCGAGCGCUGCGCCGCGCGGGGCGCCGGGCUCCGGCUGUUGAUUCUAGUGACGUCAGCACCCGACCACGCCGCCGCUAGGGAAGCCGUGCGACUCACGUGGGGACACGCCGCGUUGAGGCGCGACAUCGGCUUCGCCUUCGUACUUGGCAGUCUCGACUCACGCCACGAGGCGAAAGCUGAUGCUAUCAGAGCGGAAGACGAACUGUACGGGGACAUAAUCAUCGGCAACUCGAGGGAUUCUUACAGCAACUUGACGCUGAAGACCCUGUCCAUGCUGGAGUGGGUGCACACGUACUGCCCCGAGGUGCCGCGGCUGCUGAAGGCCGACGACGACAUGUUCAUCAACGUCCCGCGACUGCUCCAGUUCAUCGACGCGAGGAAGAACGAGACAAGAACAAUCUGGGGGCGCGUGUUCGAGCGCAUAUCGCCACAGCGGUCCUUGAGGUCUAAGUACUACUUGUCGCCGCGGCAGUAUCCGUCCAACGUGUUCCCGGACUACGCCACCGGUGGCGCCUACCUCAUGACCACCGACGUGGCGGGGGAACUGCUACAGGCCGCGGGGCAGGAGCCAUACUUGCGGCUAGAGGAUGUCUUCGUGACGGGCGUGCUCGCCAGCAAGCUCAAGAUCAAGCGGCAGAACGCGGCGGAGUUCUAUAAUAAGCAGGUGCUGUACCUCACCUGCAAUGUACAGAAAGGAAUCUCGAUACACAUGGUGCGGUACCACGAGCAGUUCGACUUGUGGCGAAAGCUACUCGAUGGGUUGACGAAGUGCGGAGACACCUAGACCCUGCGCUGGACUUAAAUUUACUGAGGUUUCUUUUAAAUUAGUCUUAAAUUAUUUGAAAGAGAGGAAAGGGAAAUAAAACUAUAAUGUUAUCAGAGUUGGCGCUGCUGGUGAUAAAAUCUCUCUAUUGUGAUUAGUUGGCCAAGGAUUAUUCCAUUAUGUUAAGUGACCAGCCUUGCCCGAUAAUGCUGUAAUAGACAUUUUUCUUCUCAGAAGAAAGGACCAACCAACCAAAAAAAGACAUGAGGCUCUAAAGAAGUGGGGGAUAUCAACUCAUGAAUGACUUUUGAAUAGCUCUGGAUCUGUUGAUGGAGCAGAUUGGUCAUUUGUCUAACAAGAUUGUAUCUAAUGUUAAAUAUGCCGAUUGCCAUAUAUGGGUUGUACCUUUUGGUACAUUAUUCAAUUUAAGACCUUAUACAGGGUGGGUCUUUCAUAGGUGCACAAUUCAUAGGUGUGUAUGAAUAAUCAUACAAGAACAUAAUAUAGGUCCCAUUGGUCCCAUUGGUCCCAUAUUAUUUACAGGUAUAAACCUGUAAAUAAUAAAAUCAUAAGCUAUAUUGACGACAUCGUUUACUUUUCCUCGUUUUCGUUCGCUCUACAUUUGACUACCUAUAUACCUUCCUAUAAUAUAGUAUUCUCACACCCUGGUAA